This is a messenger RNA of Myiozetetes cayanensis, 741 nucleotides long. RefSeq names its product fibroblast growth factor 11-like. Gene Ontology annotation, cellular component: cytoplasm. Lineage: Eukaryota; Metazoa; Chordata; Aves; Passeriformes; Tyrannidae. The record is from RefSeq and is a predicted model, not a curated record. Gene Ontology annotation, biological process: regulation of cell migration; fibroblast growth factor receptor signaling pathway; cell differentiation. Gene Ontology annotation, molecular function: growth factor activity; fibroblast growth factor receptor binding.
AUGGCAGCCUUGGCCAGCUCGCUGAUCCGGCAGCGCGGGGGAGGCAGGCGCGCCCCUCCCCGUCCCGCAGGGCCUCGCGCCCCCAGCGCCCCCGCCCCCCUCCUGUGCCAGCAGCAGCUCCAAGGGCUCGUGGCCAAAGUCCGGGGGUGCGGCGCAGGAGGAGACCCCGCGCAGCCCCCGUUUAUGAGGGAGUUUGAGGGCUAUGAGGAUUUGGGAGGAGCCCUGACCCCCUCCCCGGCAGAGCCGCAGCUCCGCGGGGCCAUCGCUCGGCUCCGGGGUCACGGCCACUUCCUGCACAUGGGACCCGGCGGGCGCCUCGGCGGCACCUGGGAGGAGGCGGGGCCUGGAACCCUGUUUAACCUGAUCCCGGUGGGGUUGAGGGUCGUGGCCAUCCAGGGCACCCGAGCCGGGCGUUACGUGGCCAUGAACGGGGCCGGGCUCGUCUACACGUCCGUCCAUUUCACCCCGGAAUGUCGCUUCAAGGAGUGUGUGUUCGAGAACUACCACGUUCUCUACGCCUCAGCCCUGUACCGGCAGCGGCGCUCGGGCCGCGCGUGGUACCUGGGGCUGGACCGGCACGGCCGCCCCAUGGCCGGGCCCCGCGUGCGCAAGGACAAAGCAGCCGCUCAUUUCCUGCCCCAGCUGCUCGAGGUCGCCCUGUGCCGGGAGCCGUCCUGCACGAGGUUGAGGGCCCCAGGACCCCCUGGGGACCCCCACCGGGGACCCCCGGGUGACCUCUGA